Messenger RNA from Gastrolobium bilobum, 1627 nucleotides. RefSeq names its product probable protein S-acyltransferase 14. Gene Ontology annotation, cellular component: endoplasmic reticulum; Golgi apparatus. NCBI's taxonomy places the organism in Eukaryota, Viridiplantae, Streptophyta, Magnoliopsida, Fabales, Fabaceae. Gene Ontology annotation, biological process: protein targeting to membrane; peptidyl-L-cysteine S-palmitoylation. The transcript has 7 exons. Bases 361 to 1284 code for a protein of 307 amino acids. Gene Ontology annotation, molecular function: protein-cysteine S-palmitoyltransferase activity. The record is from RefSeq and is a predicted model, not a curated record.
UUCACUUUCACUUGCUAGUCUUUUGAAGAAAGAGAGAUAUAACUUCAAUUCAGUUUACUAUGCAUUGAUGAAACACGUACAAUUACAGUUCUUAACACUCUCUGCAUCAUGAAAUCUAUGAUAAAAAAUUUCAAAAAUUUCAACUUUUCAGGUUGAUACUUCUAUGCCCCAAAAAAAAUCAAAAAAUAAAAUAAAAAUCCCAAUUUUUCAUAAACACAAAUAUAGUCACCAAAUCUCAGCCACUGAGAAAACCCGCCUUCUGGGAUCACGGCCAAGAGCGUAAAGGAACAAUUUUUUGGGGCUAAAUUGUAGUGGGGUUCCUCUGAUUUUUUAAUUUUUUUUUAAUUUUUUUUAUUGAGUAUGCAUAGAUCUGGAGCUGCCAUGGCUUGGAACGUGUUCAAGUUCUGCACUGCACUGCGAGGACUGGGCUCGAUUAUGAUACUAUUGGUUCUUGGGGUUGUGGGUGUUACUUAUUAUGCUGUUGUGUUGACUAAUUAUGGACCUGCUCUGUUACUUGGUGGCCUUGAUUCUCUGACUUCCUUGGCAGUGUUAAUCUUCUUUCAUUGUUUGUUGGUUAUGUUAUUGUGGAGUUACUUUGCUGUUGUGUUUACGGAUCCUGGUAUUGUUCCUCCUAACUGGAGUCCUGCUGUUGAUGAGGAGAGAGGAGAGGCUGAUCCAUUAAAUGAGUUAGAAUUAAGUAAUUUGCAGUCUGAUCCUUCAAAUCAACGGAUUCGAUACUGUCGAAAAUGCAAUCAGCUCAAGCCAGCUCGAUGUCAUCAUUGUUCUGUUUGUGGACGUUGUGUGCUGAAGAUGGACCACCAUUGUGUCUGGGUAGUUAACUGUGUUGGGGCUCUAAAUUACAAGUAUUUCCUUCUUUUCUUGUUCUACACUUUUCUUGAGACCACUCUUGUGACUAUAUCAUUACUGCCACAUUUCAAAACAUUCUUUAGUGAUGGAGAAAUUCCCGGAACACCUGGCACCCUUGCCACAACCCUUCUUGCUUUUGCUGCAGUUCUGAACCUAGCCUUUUCCUUGAGUGUCUUGGGAUUUCUUGUCAUGCACAUAUCAUUGGUGGCGGCUAAUACAACCACUAUUGAGGCAUACGAGAAGAAAACUACUCCCAAAUGGCGUUAUGACCUUGGUCAAAGAAAGAAUUUUGAACAGGUUUUUGGGAUGGACAAGAGAUACUGGUUCAUCCCUGCUUAUUCAGAAGAAGAUAUACGAAGAAUACCAGCUCUUCAGGGUCUUGAGUAUCCAUCAAAACCUGACUUCGACUCCCAGUAGUUCAGAGAGCUAUUAUUGCUACAUCAGGAUAAACUGCUUUGACCAUUGUAACAGAAAACAUGGAGCCUCCAAAACCCUCUAUUUUCAGUCUCUAGGGGAAUCUAUAGCAUGUAAGUAAUCUAUGCUCCCAGUGUUGUUGUUUUUUUUUUUUUUUUGAGAGGGGUGCUUGUACCAAGUUCAAAUGAAGGCGAGUAAUGAAGCUUUGACCAGUUAAUGUGUUCAAAUUCCUGAUCAGGGUUAGGAAUUGUAGGAUAAGGAAUUUUCUCCUAUUAAACCUUCACUGGUCAUACAUACACUGAUGUUUCUAUGAAUGAUUGUUGAUUGAAGUUUUGCAAUUAACUUU